AUAACGACAAUUGUUGUGUUUACUGAAACGUAAACGUGCGGAGUGGGUGACCCCCUUCAGGGCGGGGCCUGACGGGCCGGCCCUCGCGCCGCCAGGGCCCGCUGCAGUCAGUGUCGCGCAACGCGCCCUAACGCACCUCUGACAUGUGACGGUACAGCAUGGAAGACUGCGAUUUGAGUCAGUACCGCGACAUGAUCAUCGAGGGUGACCUACCGCUCGACUUGCGACCGCCGCCGCGUCUGUAUCUACCGCAUUAUCUACGUGACGACCGCGAGGAGUAUCCACAGGAUGACACCUACGUAUCUGUAGACGAGGACACGCCAGAUCUACCGCCUCCGUCGAGCGAUUCUGAGAGAUACGAAGCGUCAAGCCCAAGCGAAUCGAAACCCAGUUCCCCGAAGAAGCCGAAGCAGAAGUCAUCUUCUCAACUCAUUAAGCCGCCCUAUUCUUAUAUUGCACUGAUAACGAUGGCCAUCUUACAGUCGCCGCACAAGAAGUUGACGCUGAGCGGGAUCUGUGAGUUUAUUAUGACAAGAUUUCCAUAUUACCGCGAAAAGUUUCCCGCUUGGCAAAACUCCAUCCGUCACAAUUUAAGUCUUAACGACUGUUUUAUAAAAAUCCCUCGCGAGCCCGGCAAUCCAGGGAAAGGAAAUUAUUGGACGUUGGACCCGUUGGCUGAAGACAUGUUUGACAACGGUAGUUUCUUGCGCCGUCGGAAGAGGUAUAAGCGACCAGCGCCCUCACUGCAGCACGCUCACGCGAUGGUAGCGAUGCUCGCAAGAGAGGCUUACGCUCCUCUCCUGCCCCUGCCGUGCUAUUUGCAGCCGUCGCCACUGUUAACACUGCCGCGACCGCCGCCGGCGGCUCUGAGACCGGUUGCUCUGCCGCCGCGUGUUCCAGAGAUGACGGAUACUCGAGUGAAAAGAUCUAGAAACGGAUUCUCAAUCGAAUCUAUAAUCGGAUCUCAGGAGAGUCACGUGUCGGAGCCUAGGCGGAGUGCCUUCUCGCCGCUGCAGCAGGGCAGCGGGCCACCAGACGACUGGGCGAGAUGAACGUUCUUUCACGGGUGCGUUUCUAAUCAGAAUCAUUUUUAGAACGUCCCGAUUGACACAGUUUUGGAUUAAAUAAGAAGGAAUUAUAAUUUUAUAACAUGCGAGUGUUGGACGAUUUCUUAUACAUGGUCGGAGAGAGUGUCAUUUAAAUAAAACAUUUGUAAAUAUGAACUCGCGACGGGUAUAUUUUGUUAGAAGUUGUUUUGGUUGGAAUAUACUUAAUGACCAAAGCAGUUAGUUACCAGACGACGUAUUAUAUAAGUAUUUCUGUAAAAUCUGACUACUCAAAAUUUAUGAAGAAAUAUCAACAGCGUGUUGGAAAAGACAGCACUAAACAAAUAUUAUGAAUUUCGUCCGCUAAAUAAUUAUAAUGUUAAGAGAACGUGCCAAGAAUAUUCUUAUGUCACUACUUUUUGGAAAUGAAUAUUGAAUUAAUGAUAUUUUUUAAUCAUUCGAUUUGCAAAAUGCUUAUUAGAUUUAAAACAAUUGUUUAUUUAAAUCGAUUAUUCGUAUCGAUAUUUUAUAUCAACUUUAGAAUCUUAAUAUUUAUAUUCAAUUGAAAUGUAUUUUAUAAAUUCAAAUUUCAAAC
Messenger RNA from Vanessa tameamea, 1641 nucleotides. RefSeq names its product forkhead box protein D3-like. Gene Ontology annotation, molecular function: DNA-binding transcription factor activity, RNA polymerase II-specific; RNA polymerase II cis-regulatory region sequence-specific DNA binding. NCBI's taxonomy places the organism in Eukaryota, Metazoa, Arthropoda, Insecta, Lepidoptera, Nymphalidae. Gene Ontology annotation, biological process: anatomical structure morphogenesis; cell differentiation; regulation of transcription by RNA polymerase II. The coding region runs from base 159 to 1052 and encodes 297 amino acids. The transcript has a single exon. The record is from RefSeq and is a predicted model, not a curated record.